This is a messenger RNA of Talaromyces amestolkiae, 474 nucleotides long. RefSeq lists its product as uncharacterized. The record is from RefSeq and is a predicted model, not a curated record. The coding region runs from base 1 to 474 and encodes 157 amino acids. Lineage: Eukaryota; Fungi; Ascomycota; Eurotiomycetes; Eurotiales; Trichocomaceae. The transcript is spliced from 2 exons.
AUGCCCCAGGUCACGACCCUCGUCGAGGCAGCAGGAAUAACCUCCUCUCUUUUCGUCUCCGGAGCCAUGCUUGCCUUCUCUGCUGGUGGCGUGAGCACCUGUAAAUUAGCCACGAAACAGUCUCCUGGUUUGGCUGCGAAGCAAUGGCUGAAGGUCUUCAACAGAUGCCAUCAUAUUGGCACACCCAUGAUCGUUUUCUCUGCAGGAUGUUUUGCAUGGCUUAGGUAUCAGACAAAUGAGAACCAUUUUCUUGCCGCUGCUACUUCUUGUAUGUGCAUCGUGCCCUACACUAUUGUCUUCCUGCGUGGACCUGAGGAGGUUCUUUUCCCUGCUGCAAGUAUGGAGGAGAAGACAAAAAUCAGCCCUUGCUCCGAUGAUGUUGAAAGAGCUCUUGAUCGAUGGGGAUGCUUGAAUCUGGUUCGCAGUUUGUUUCCUCUGGUGGGUGGUGUGACUGUUCUGCUCACUAAGAUCUAG